GCCCCCUCUCAGUGAACUUUGUUCACGCAGUAAAUGGGUGUGUUUGCUCUGUGUGUGGCUCAAUCCUCAGAGAAAGACAGGACAUGGACUAAAGUUUGACACGAUCACUACAUCUGAGCCACAGGGCUUAUAAACCUCAGGUAAUACAUUGGAGAUGGAUGACUUUUGGGCAGGAGUCCUUUGGGCAGUGAAGAUUUGGCUGUAUCUCAUUGUCAGCCUCAUCAUGUUCCCAGCAAUGUUUGGAUUCUCUCUGGGCAUCUCUGAGACCUACAUGACCAUCCUGGUCAAAACUUUAGAGUGGGCCACUCUGAUGCAGAAGACAAAGACAGAAGAACAAACAAUCAAGGCUUCUUCUAAUGGUCUCAUUCAGAGGGAAGAUGGCUCUAUGGAGAAAGAGUUAGAGGAACUUAGACGCAGUAGGCCCAAACCAUCAGUGGGUGGUGACUUUACCCUCAGCGACAGUUUCUAUUUCACCAGACGGGGAAUUGAGAGCAUUGUAGACGAUGAGGUGACUCAGCGGUUUUCCUCCGAGGAGCUGGUGUCAUGGAACUUACUGACUCGCACCAACAAUGAUUUUGAGUACAUAAGUCUCAAGCUGACACUGGUCUAUGGCCUCGGUAUCUUUGUGAGAUACUGCAUCCUUGCCCCACUCAGGAUUACACUUGCCGGCAUUGGCCUGAGCUGGCUGGUAAUAGGAACAUCUGCAGUUGGAUUACUUCCAAACUGGAGGAUAAAGUUCUGGCUCAGUGAGUGGGUCCAUGUGAUGUGCUACAGAAUCUGUGCCCGAGGACUCUCAGCUACUAUUCGCUAUCACAACAGAGAAAAUAGGCCUAAAAAAGGAGGAAUCUGUGUUGCCAAUCACACCAGUCCUAUUGACAUUGUGAUCCUCUGCAACGAUGGCUGUUAUGCUAUGGUGGGGCAGGUUCAUGGAGGACUGAUGGGGGUUAUUCAGAGAGCCAUGGUAAGGUCUUGUCCUCAUGUCUGGUUUGAAAGAGCAGAGAUGAAAGAUCGCCAUCUAGUGACCAAAAGGUUGAAGGAUCAUGUUAAUGACAAGACAAAGCUUCCCAUAUUGAUUUUUCCAGAGGGAACCUGCAUCAACAACACAUCUGUUAUGAUGUUUAAAAAGGGAAGUUUUGAAAUUGGAGCAACAAUAUAUCCAGUUGCCAUUAAGUAUGACCUAAAGUUUGGAGAUGCUUUCUGGAACAGCUCCAAGUACAGCAUGGUGAGUUACCUGCUGAGGAUGAUGACGAGCUGGGCCCUUGUCUGCAACGUCUGGUACCUGCCGGCCAUGCACCAGCAGGAGGGGGAGGAUGCUGUCCAGUUUGCCAACAGAGUGAAGUCGGCCAUUGCUCGCCAGGGAGGGCUGGUAGAUCUACAGUGGGAUGGAGGCCUAAAGAGGGCGAAGGUGAAGGAAACGUUUAAAGAGCAGCAGCAGAAGAAGUAUAGCUCCAUGGUGGUGGGGGAUGACAGCAGCAACAGUGACUGAGUUCGUGUUUAAGCAUAAUGAACGAAUUAUCUUACUUAUUUUUGAAGAGUAUGCAAUCAAGUGGAAAAAGUCCACUCUGCUGCAAUGAUUUUCACACAAACUGGGCCUGACAGCAAAUGGAGUACAGCAAAUGGACUUUAAAUACUGAAAUCUUGACUGAUUUACAGAUAACACAAGUGCAAUACUGAACAUUGUUAAAGCAGAGAAAGGGGGAAACUCUGUUUUAAAACUGCUUAAGUUAUCUAAUGCUGUGAUUGAAUCAUAAAGCUGAAAAUUUGCUGUAAAUGACAUCUGUGGUUAAACUUGUUAAACUUGUUAAAGACACUGAAUUAAUGAAUUUGUCUUUCCUUUAUAAAAAAGAAUAUGAACUUACAAACUGCACACCAGUGUGUUUUUUAAAAGCUUAAAAGUAUUUUUAUACUAUUUGUUAGAUAAUAUGAAAUCAUUUUAAUUAUCUUCAGUUUGCAUCAUGUAAAAAAAUACUGAGAUUAAUGUGAUUUAAGCAUUUGAAAAUACACCUGUGCAUAUUUAGAUAUUGCAGUUGAACUGUAAACUAAUGAACUGUAAUGAGCACCCAACUAUGUCACAUUUUUUCCAGCUGACAGCUCUAUGAACACUCCUUCAAACUGAAAUUAACCCUGACAAACAUAUGGCUCAUUAUAGCUAUUCAAACAGGAAACUUGGCUCCGUCUUGAUGUUUGUUCACAGAGCUGCAAAGCUGAAUCAUCGGCAAAAAAAACCCCAGAAACAUUUAAUUUAAAAGUUUAUUUCAAACAUGUUCUUUUAUUUACAAUAUUUACAUCUUCACAUUUCAUGUCUGAAAAGGAGUAGGCAGAAUUAUAAACUUAUAUAGCCCUACCCCAUUUCUAUAAUACACUGUAACACUCCAACUCUAUCACACCACUCAAACUUCCUGCUUUACAAUAAAAAAUAAU
This is a messenger RNA of Melanotaenia boesemani (Boeseman's rainbowfish), 2421 nucleotides long. It is a transcript of the gene agpat9l, whose product is annotated as 1-acylglycerol-3-phosphate O-acyltransferase 9, like. The record is from RefSeq and is a predicted model, not a curated record. The transcript is spliced from 14 exons. Gene Ontology annotation, biological process: triglyceride biosynthetic process. Gene Ontology annotation, cellular component: endoplasmic reticulum. Bases 155 to 1486 code for a protein of 443 amino acids. Gene Ontology annotation, molecular function: glycerol-3-phosphate O-acyltransferase activity. Lineage: Eukaryota; Metazoa; Chordata; Actinopteri; Atheriniformes; Melanotaeniidae.